AUGGAUAUGCACAAGAUAGAAAAGGUGGCCAAAGGAAUGGCGAACAUGAUCGGCUCGGCGAAGAACAUCCAGACGGAUCUUGGCGGCUUACAGGAAGACGUCCGUCGCAUAGAGUCGUAUCUGUUGGCGAUGCUGGUGAUCAUCUACCUGCUUGGUUCGUUUGUCAUCCUGUCGUUUGUGUUCCGCACCAUGCGCCACUGUGCCAAAAACAAGUACCAACGCGAGACGGACUGCAACGACAAAUGCCCCCAUGACCGUCGCUCGUUUGAGCCCGGUUUUACGGUGGCCCGUAAGGAAGAAGGUAGGAAGAAGAAAGCGAGUGUCGCAGCAUCGGCAGCAACCAACAUUCCCAGCCUGCAGUCGGCCGGCCUCCAACGACCUUGGGCCGCAAAGCGAGCGGUUCCACUGAACGUUAUUCUGCGAAGGAGUAAAAUAAACGGACCUGUUGAGAAGAAGAAAGUCGGUCACGUGCUUCAGCGUCGUCAGACGGUCGUUCUUCAAUCCGCAGUCAACAGGCAGUUUCGCGAGGUCAGCGAAAGUGUAGCUGGCACAGUUUGGACGGACGUCAAGUUGCCAUGGCCAACGAACUUGCUCUCCAACACGCACAUGCAACCGUGGGCCAGAAGAAGUGCCUGUCGCCCAUGGCAAUCGCUCGAGUCAAAUCGCAUGAGGUGCAGGCUGCGGAACGGACUGGCGGGCGACUGCAGCCGUCAUGGGCCACCGUACGGUGCAAUGAAAGAAGCUGCCUGGCCCGAGGGCAAAAAAGGCGCCCCGGAUGCGACCGGUUGCGGUGCGAAACGAGUACCGAGGAGACGGCGCGGAAGAAAGUGGCCGUUGACGGUCAUUCAGCUGCGUAAUUGA
Molecule: messenger RNA, 861 nt
Organism: Soboliphyme baturini
Lineage: Eukaryota; Metazoa; Nematoda; Enoplea; Dioctophymatida; Soboliphymatidae
Source: the annotation of a GenBank genome assembly